UUUCUUCAUUGCCCUAAUUUUCUUUCCAACUUUGGUGGAUCAACAUAACUCGAUUUUGAUCAAUCCAAUUAUUUGUUUUCUUACAGAGGAUAUAUAUACAUAUACAUAUAUAGUUGGUUGCUAUCAUUAGGGUAUGUAAAUGGGCUCCUCCGGUGGUGGUAGCGGCGGCGUUCCUCCUGGUUUUCGGUUCCAUCCGACUGAUGAAGAGCUCCUUCAUUACUACUUGAAGAAGAAGGUGUCGUUUCAAAAAUUCGACAUGGAAGUUGUUCGAGAGGUCGAUUUGAACAAGAUCGAACCUUGGGACUUGCAAGAGAAAUGCAGAAUAGGGUCGACGCCACAAAACGAGUGGUACUUUUUCAGCCACAAGGACAGGAAGUACCCAACGGGGUCAAGAACCAACAGAGCCACCAACGCCGGGUUUUGGAAAGCCACCGGACGGGACAAAUGCAUUAGAAACUCAUACAAGAAGAUCGGAAUGCGUAAGACAUUGGUGUUCUACCGUGGGCGAGCUCCUCAUGGCCAGAAAACUGAUUGGAUAAUGCAUGAAUAUCGCCUUGAAGAUGCCGAUGACCCACUUUCCAAUAACUCUGAGGACGGGUGGGUUGUUUGUCGGGUUUUCAAGAAGAAGAAUCUAUUCAAAGUGACAAAUGAAGGAGUUGGAGGAGGAGGAGGCACAUCGAGCGCGAACUCCGACCAACAUCCUAACAAUAAUAACGCUCAUUCCUCAGCCUCAAUCGCCACACCACACACAUUCAUGCAUAGAGAAUCUCAAUACCAACUCCGCCAACCCCAACAAAACUACGCUUCACAUCCUACAUUUGAGCUCAACAAAUCCGACCUAGCCCUUCACUACAUCCCAACCCCACCCCAACCCUCACAUUUCCCCCACCACCACCUCUUUCACCCUAACCUCUCCACUAUCAAGCCCGGCCUUCCCGGCUCGUCUUCCGCCUACGACUACCCGGCCCUCUCAUCCAUGCCACCCGACACCCCACUCAUGGUGAAACAACUCAUGUCUAAUAACCCUGAAACCGGCCAAUCGACUGACGGUAUGACUGAACCCUGGGCCAUGCUGGAUCGACUUGUUACGUCUCAUCUUGGAAACGAGGAUUCGAGUAAGGAUGUGAGGUUCGACGACGAACAUGGGUCAUCGUCGGUUAGUCAAAUCAAUCAGCUUUCGUUGAGGGGAGAGAUGGACUUUUGGGGGUAUGCUAAAUAAUUGAAGAAAAGAAUAAUAAUGUUUGUUAACUUUUUAUAAUAUUAACAGAAGAUGGCUGAUAAGAAUUGGAGGCUGGAUUCUGGAUGUGUGACAUUGUGCAUGUAGCUAAGGAUGGAUUUAUUUGUUUUGCAAUUUCAUUUUGCUUCAUUGGUUUGUGACACAUUGUUGGUUCAAUUCAACAUUAAUCUAAAUAAUAUUU
Messenger RNA from Cucumis melo (muskmelon), 1418 nucleotides. RefSeq names its product protein BEARSKIN2-like. NCBI's taxonomy places the organism in Eukaryota, Viridiplantae, Streptophyta, Magnoliopsida, Cucurbitales, Cucurbitaceae. Gene Ontology annotation, molecular function: DNA binding. The transcript has 3 exons. Bases 140 to 1219 code for a protein of 359 amino acids. Gene Ontology annotation, biological process: regulation of DNA-templated transcription. The record is from RefSeq and is a predicted model, not a curated record.